AGCAAGGCAUGACGGGUAUUGCACAACUGCUAUCUACAAGGGUAGCUCUGCACCAGCCCGCCACCGCGAGACGGUCCUGACCGCCCUUCGGCCAAUCGAUUUUCCUCCUGGGGCAUCUCGCUACACUCCAUCGGCUCUUCUGAACCCUUUGCCAACGUCUGCCUGGCAGAAAUGCCCUUACUGGAGCUGCUGCCCCCGGACCCCAGGCACCGAAGCUUCAGAGGAAUCAUGGCACGUUGGGAGAUAGGACAAGAAACGUGGGUACAUCCCAGACCUGUACACUCACGCGGUCCUUCUCUGCAAGCCGAGAGGUAGAUGUACACUCGUUUGUGGUGGGAAAUCUCGUGGAUUCGACCAACCACGACAGCAAAUGGCAAAGAAUUCCCGUCCACGAUUGAUAUCCCUUUGUCGGAGAAACCGGCCUCUGCAACAUACCGUCCAGUUACCGACCGAACUGCAUUCUAAGCAUGCAGGCAAGCGAGAUACCCCUCUUCCACUGUUCCUUGCUGCUCCUAUUGUCGUUGGAGUCCCCCUACCAAGAGCUGUCCCAACCUCGUGCGCUCAAGCUAGCACGGUCAACCGCAUGGCAUUGUCAGAGCACUGGCCACGGAUAUGGGCGUGGCUUCAGUGACUGUCUGCCGGUAUUCCCUGAACAUCGGUACCUGUCGGGUACGACCGCAACCAACAUUCUCGCAUCGAGCGGGAUGUAGCUUACAAGUGCCACUGCAUGGCAUGCUUGUGUCUGGAAUUCCAACACCACAUGACUACUUCGCGAACUGCAAAACAGAUCGGGCACAUCUUGCGCCGGUCUUUGGGCUGCUAUGAUUUUCUGAUGCUAAUGCGCCUUGCCCUCGCCAGCGUUCCGAUAUGUCCUCCCUUUCGCUUGAGCAGAGACGGUCAGUAGGCCGGUUCUUGACCCGGCAUCCGUCGGGGGUUGGCAGCUGAUCUCCAAUCGACCAAAUACAGAUUCGGCCAAGGCAAGAAAAUCGCAUGACCGGCAACAGACAGGGGUCGAUAUGCAGCCAUGUCGAUGGCGGCGCUAACUGACCUGCGUCCAGGACUCGUCGAAGUUGUCGAGGUCUAAUCUUAGCCUCGAAGCGCCAUUGCGACCCCCACCAUCCAAUCAGCAGCUUAACCUCCCACACUUCAUGCUGAUUCCUUCUUGCUUGCUGCACACUAUCAAUCGACUCCAAUCGAUCGAAAUGCUUGCCUCUCUUUGAACUGACCCGUCCUUCAACCACCUUACCAGAUGCUCAACUCAUGCGAUGCCCCUCCUCCAUCAUGCCUCCCACCAAUCCGCGAAGGGCGUUUCCAGACACAGUCGCGAUAUUCAUAGAUACAAGUUCUCCAGCAUGUGCCGGCCCUUUCUCCCAUUCGUCCCUCAUGACACAGAGUGUUCUCCUACGAUCUGAGCCUUUACCAGACCAGCACGGAGCCUCAUCCAAGCCGCAUGGCAUUGAUCUGUGUGAUCCAAAUAUAGCUCUCACGCGUGCUCGAGAACAACUCCAAGCAUCUCAUAAACAACCUUCCUCGGCCAAUGCGGCCGUGACUCUCUUCAAGGCAAACCGUUGCCCUCGCUGUCGUCCCUCUACCUCGUCGACGAGUACCUCCAUAGACAGUCGGAUACUGCUGGCCAGUGUUCGCGACCACUCCCUCGUAAUAUCCUCACAGCAGCAUCGGUUACGGUUAUUGCUUCGUGGUUACCGGCCCACGUCUCUUUGUCUUUCUGGCCUACGUUACAUGCGACAACUAAAACAUUUGCAUUGUGGUAUCAGAGAUGGCCUCCACUUGCGAGAAGAAGGCUGCGCCUGCCACCAAAGAGUCACCAUCCUCAAAGUCUUCGAAGAUGCACAGAAGGUCCCGUUCUGGCUGCUUCACAUGUCGUCUGAGACGGAAGAAGUGUGAUGAGGCCAAACCGAAAUGCAAGGCUUGCCGGCAUCUCGGUCUCGACUGCGAAUAUAAGAGGCCUCAUUGGUGGGGCAACAAUGAGAACCGAAGGAAACAUAAGGAACUCAUCAAGACCGUUAUCAAGAGGACAAAGACGAACGAGAAGAGUCUGGCUUCGCAAAGUCAAUACAUCUUGGGCAGCACAGGUAGAGGGACUUCGGAAGACUCGCCAGACGAUUAUGACACUGCUUUUGACCCACCCUUUGCGACCACUCCGGGUAUGUACGAUCCUUAUGCUGCCAACCUCUAUAUGCCUCACCCAGAAACCUGCGCAGCCGGUUACCCUUGGGAAGUAGACGUAAAGACGGAACGUCACACCUACGUGAACGAUGAACUCACGCGCCGCGACUCUUCAAUAUCGACCUUCAGUACUCUCGUUCCUCCACCUGCGCACUCCUUGUUACCAGCGUACCCAAGUGACGACUGGGUACAGCACGACUUUUGCGAGACCCGACAAGAUUCAUGGAGCGGAGAGGAGAACCUGGACUUCAACUUCUUUGACUUCUCUUCCCUCGCCCCGCAGCCUCGGCCUCAAUGUUCUAUUGUUCAGCUCGAAGACUGUGACCGUCCCCUGUUCGAUUACUUGCUCGACGAUGUGCUGCCACUCUUGUUUCCUGUUCUGGAAGCCAACCAACAUGGCUCGGUCCGUGCCGACGUCAUAUUGCCAGCUCUGGAAAACAACAAGGCGUACCUCCACUCCUGCCUCCUCGCUGCCGCCACGCAUUUGAAGGCCACUCAACCCACCUCCGUUCAGGGAGCCGAAGAUGAUGCCAUGCGCCACAAACUUGCCUUCGUCUCGAUCGUUGUCGAUGCCCUCAACAAUGACACUCACCACGCCGAGAUGUUGGACGCUUUACUUGGUAUGAUCUCACUUCAAGGAGUUGUAGGCUCAGCCAGAGACCUCGAAAAAGAAUUCCAAAUACCCUGGCACCAACAUUUCCAGGCGGCUACGGACAUUGUGCAGAAGCUUGACCUUCCAACGAUCCUUGAAAGUCACUGUCAGACAGGCGGUCACCCGCCGUUUAACAUGACUUUGACCUCCUGGAUAGACAUCCUCGGCGCGACUAUGCUGGGAAAAGCUCCCAAGUUCUCCAACACCUACCGAAACCUCUUUUUCACCGGUGCCUCUAUGGGGCUAGAACAACUAAUGGGUUGCAAUGAUCUUGUAAUGUACCUAUUGUCGGAAGUCGCCUGUCUGGACUCGCUGAAGGUUGAGAGUAAGCUUGACGACAUCGGAAUGUGCAGCCACAUCACUUCCCUGGCCCAGACUCUGGACCAGAUCGAACCCAAUGAGCCUCUACAGAUUCCCUACUCUAAGUCCGGAGCCCUUCGACCGAAGCAACUUUCGAAGAAUAUAACCGCAAUCUUUCGCAAAGCCGCGCGCAUCUAUCUCUGCUCCCUAGUCCCUGACCACAACCGCUACCAACCGGCCACUGUUAAUCUCGUCUCGCAAAUGGCCGAUCUCCUUCAGUACAUCCCCUCUGGACCCAACGGUUUUGAUCGGUGCCUCGUCUGGCCCCUGUUGAUAGGCGGUGCGAACUCUAUACCUGCAUCGCCCCUUCGCAGAGCCCUGUCCGAACGAUGCGAGAUGCUAGGAGAUGCCGCCGACCAUGGAGCCUUUGGUCGAAUGGUGCGCCUACUACAUGAAAUGUGGAGACGGAACGAUGACAUGAUUAUCUCCGCAGGAGUAUGUGAAGCCACUCCAGUUACUACCGGAAGCCCUGGGGAUUCGACAUCGACGCCGAUCAACGCAUACGCAGCCGGAGCCGCCCUCGGAACAGCUUCAGCCAACUCAGCCUCUUCAACGACCACGGUACCGAGAACCCAGAAUGUCCACUGGCGGGACGUGAUGCAGCAGAACGGAUGGGAUUUUCUUCUGCUCUAAUGGCCGUUUGUCUCUCUUCAAAGGGAUUCUUUCUCUAGAUGUGCAAGCGGGUCUUGAUGACCAGUUUUGCCGAGAUUGAUUCCCUGGGGGAUGUUCAACGCCUUUAGCAGAGCAACUACACUCGUUUCCGAAACCUGGUAGCUCCCCUUUAUCAAGGAGCGCUGUCGGAGUUUUGCCAUUCAUUUAAUACACCCCAACCCAAUCCACUGCUCAAAACUUUGCUGGCAAAGGAUUUAGUUUCUGCAUCCUGGUCUGGGUUACGACGGUCACUUUUGGGAUUACCCGGCGUUAGAGAAGAGGCUGGACGGGGCUGGUGGCAUACUUUGGCACAGCAGCAAAAUGCAUUUAGCGACGGCGCAAGGCGCGGACAUUUGGUCGUAUGGAGCACAAACGGGUUGGCCACUCUACAGUCAAUGAAAGGACGGUCAGAAUAUAAUGGGCAAACCGGCAUGAUGUGUGUGAAGACCAACCUGGGGCGGUUGUGUUUGAUGAGACUACCUAACUAGGUACCUGUGGCGGCAAGGAAGAAAUCCACAACAUACUUGAUACCCGAUGAAAGGCUGGAGCACUAACGAACAGAAAAGAAUUGUUUGUCGUCCAGACGGCCUGACGUGACUAAAUCUCUUUUCGAGCUUGCUGAAUAUCAUCACGUUUGUCAAUGUCCAGCAUCUUUUUGAUAGGCGUCGGAGGCCCAACGGACCGGGCUUGAUCCGGAGGAAUCUGAUCGCCUUUUCCGUUUUUGGACCGUUUGAAGGAAGAGUAAAGGGAAGGAUAGGGGUGUAUUUCGACUCAAGGGAGCGAUCCGAAACGUCCUUGGAUAUCAGACAACCGUUCAUAGGCCUCCAUACGAUGAAAGCGGCCGAUUCUACUGUACAGGAUCGGAUAUUAGGGAUGGGUGUCUUCCACACAUUGUCGGGAAGGGACGAGAUUAUGGGAAAUGGGAACCAAGUUCUUUGGAGAUAUACCGAGAGUCAAGGGUGAAUCCAUCUAUACAGUGGCAGCAGAUCGCUCUGGCCUGCCAUGGGAGAAAGAUGGAAUUAUGAUAAUUUCUGAUAUGAAUAUUCGGACAGAAGAACAUCACUUGUCGCGCUGCACGUGAAACCGCGUAGAAAGUGCUUCAAAACUAAAAUCCAUACCACUGCAGGUGAAGACUCAAAGAUACAAAACCGAAAUGAAACUCGACCGAGUAUUUUUAUGUCUGGUUCCUUUCCUUUCCACGAAACGUCCGACGGCAUGGCCCAAGUUGCAUUGCAUGAGGCAUCUUUGAUGGGUCUACUUUGCUACAACACCACCCCCAUGGCUCUCCCUACUUCUGUCCCCGUCUCAGUCGGACCACCAUGGGCAAAGCCAUAUCAUAUCCCCCACGGGCGACUCUGUUCGCAACCAUAUUACCCACCUAGUCUAGUACACCUCUCAAAAAGCAGGGCUGCUAGUCGACCUUUGUCCCGGGGUACUAAGGCACAUGACACGGACCAUGUAAUGCAGGAUCGCGACCUCUACAAGUGAGGCGGUAAGCGGAUCCCGACCGGGGCUGGUGGCCCUCGAAUGAUAUACUUCAGCAAGGGCCUUUCUCUUUCCGAAGGGGUGUAUUGCGCGCCUCGAUUUUGGAUCCGGCUGUCUGGGGCUGUUGAAGAGGAUGGACGCUUGUUUCGAUGUUCCAGCAUGCAUUGAGCCUGGCGCCACUUGUCGAUCGCUCUGGUCUGGACCUGGGGCGGUCGGGUGAAAACGGUUGGCACAAAACACCCCGGUCGUGUCGGAUUGGAGACUGGGGAAACUGGUGAUUUCCGGGGUAGAUAGAUAGCUGGCCUCGCACUGCAUAUGAUCUUUUGCUAGUCGAAACGAAGAAGUACAAUAGCAGAGCCGCUCCAGAUUGUUGGAAAUCUGCUGAAACGAGUGUGUGCAAUCUGGACACGCUCCUAACGCUGUCGUGGAGGACACCAAACCCGGCAUCCCGAUGGACGCCGGAAAUGAUCACGAGCAUGACACUUGAUUAAGCUCCCUAGCCCUGGGGCUUGGGGCGCUGCAUUCCCGAGACGCCACACGGUCAUAGGCUCGGGAACAUACGAAGGCAGAGGGAACUCGCGUGCCUGAGCCUGUUGCUGGUACAAACCCGGUCUUGUUACCCUUGGCACGGGUUGGAGUAAAUGUCACCUC
This is a messenger RNA of Exophiala dermatitidis NIH/UT8656, 5986 nucleotides long. RefSeq lists its product as uncharacterized. The coding region runs from base 1778 to 3832 and encodes 684 amino acids. Gene Ontology annotation, biological process: positive regulation of transcription by RNA polymerase II. The record is from RefSeq and is a predicted model, not a curated record. Gene Ontology annotation, molecular function: DNA-binding transcription factor activity, RNA polymerase II-specific; transcription cis-regulatory region binding; zinc ion binding. Lineage: Eukaryota; Fungi; Ascomycota; Eurotiomycetes; Chaetothyriales; Herpotrichiellaceae. The transcript is spliced from 4 exons. Gene Ontology annotation, cellular component: nucleus.